AUGCUUCUUAUUCUCGUAUUUUCUACCGUAAUUGUUUCCUUGUUUCUCUAUGUUGAAGUCAAACGAAAGAAAUUGCCUAGAGGUGUUCAAAUAACCAUGGUUAUUAACCAUAACUAUAAUUUUUAGGACCUUACCCUCUUCCCAUUAUUGGAAAUCUUCACCAACUUAUUUAUUAUGUUUCAAAAAGUGGUGGAUUGGUUGAAGGAUUCAAUGCAAUUGGAAAAAUCUACGGUAAAGUUUUCACAAUUUGGAUUGGACCAAUGCCAACUGUUUAUAUUGCUGACUACAAAAUAGCCUAUGAAACACACAUAAAACAAUCGCAAAUAUUCAGUAACAGAUUUUCUCCGGGAAUAUUUCAUUAUAUUCGAGAGGGAAGAGGAAUUAUUGCCUCGAAUGGUGAAUUCUGGCAACAACAUCGACGUUUUGCGUUGCAAACUUUGAGAGAUUUUGGAGUUGGAAGAAAUGUUAUGGAAGAUAAAAUAUUGAAUGAAUUGAACUGGUUGAUCCAAGAUUUUGAGAAAUUUCAAAAUAAAAAGGAAAUAACCAGUGAUGCUUCUUCGUUUUUUGAUUUAUUAGUUGGAAGUAUAAUAAAUCAAUUAUUGGUUUCCAAAAGAUUUUCAAGAGAUGAUGAACGAUUUGAAAAAUUGAAAAAUAACAUAUCGGACGCUUUGAAAAAAUUUGGCUUGUUUGAAUUGUUUUGUCCAUUAUGGAUUCAGAAAUGGGAAUGCUUGAAAUGGAGGUGAGAAAAUACAAAAACGUGUUGAAUGCUAUAAUUUUUCAGGCAAGGACAAAUGUUUGGUGUGUUUGAUUGGAUUCAUGAAUUUUGUCUUGACGAAAUAAAAGAAAGAGUUUCACAGCCAGCAAAUGAACAACACGAAGACUUCCUGGAUGUUUUCAUUGAUAAAAUCGAAAAAGAUAAAACAGAUGGAAAUAACAACAAAAAUUCCAGUUUUACUCUGGAAACAUUAUCAAUUGAUAUGCUGGAUUUAUGGAUUGCUGGACAAGAAACAACAUCUACAACCUUGACAUGGGCCGGUGUUUGUCUUUUGAAUAAUCCAGAUGUUCAGAAAAAAGCUAGAGUAGAACUUAUUCAAAUAACAGGAGGAACUAGAAAUCUUUCUUUGAGUGAUAAAAAGAACACACCAUACUUGAAUGCAGUUAUAAAUGAAAUACAAAGAAUCGCAUCUAUUUUGAAUAUAAAUCUAUUACGGAAAACAAACGAAGAUACUUUAAUUGAUGGUCAACCAUUACAAGAAGGAACUGUUAUCACAACACAAUUAUCAAUGUUACACACCGAUGAAGGCGUUUUCAAAAAUCACAAACAAUUCCGGCCUGAACGAUUUUUGGAGGAUGAACAACUCGAAAAAAUGUUGAUACCAUUUGGAAUUGGAAAACGAGUUUGUCUUGGAGAAUCUUUGGCAAGAGCAGAAUUAUUUUUGGUAUUCUCAAAUAUUUUUUAAGUUUUACUGAAACAGCUAAAUAUUUUCAGAUUCUUGGUAAUAUUCUUCUUCGCUAUGACAUCAAAUGUGCUGAUAAUACAAUUCCAAAAAUGGAAAGUAUUUCACCGUUUGCAAUGAUGAAAAAGACCACCAGCUUAUAA
This is a messenger RNA of Caenorhabditis angaria, 1600 nucleotides long. The record is from the annotation of a GenBank genome assembly. NCBI's taxonomy places the organism in Eukaryota, Metazoa, Nematoda, Chromadorea, Rhabditida, Rhabditidae.